CCUGUGGGGGUUUCGGUGGUCAGCGAGCCCAGUGUCCCUUUAGUACUAGAUAUUCAAAAACAAGGCACUGUGGAUGGCACAGCAAUAGCCAUGCUAAAGGAUUUUAAUCAAUACAGGAUACGUUGACAUUGCAAUGUGCUUAUUAAUAUUAUAGACGUUCUGUGAGCUGCUCCAGUUACGGAUACAUCCCCGGGAUUGAGACACCAGAGGAAGAAGAGAGGCCUACGGUAUAGGACUGACCAAGACAGGACGUGGAUAUUCGAGGACAUGUGUACAUCUGGAGCUGCCUGAGGAAUCGGACCAGGACCAGGAAACUAGGGAAACAUUUUCCACGCCAUUUUCCACACCUUUUUCUAUUUUUUUUUCUUUUCCUUUUUUUUCUCACUUGAUUGAUACCCAUCCACUCCCAUCAUCAUAGCAUCUCUUUAAGUGGAACACGUGUUUUUUUUUUCACUCCCUCAUCCAAAACAAGUAUAUAUAUCCCAUUUUUUUCUCUGUAGAAGGGUCCCACUGAACCGGCAAAAUAAGUUUCCCAGUGCCCCCCCACUUGUCCCACCGCAGCCAGUCGUCCAGUCACUUCCCCCUGGAUCCGCACGGCAAACGGGCCCAUUCCGCUCCGAAGCUGAAUCCCUACAGCCGCUCCAGGAUGACGGAGGCGUGGCAGCAGCAUGCCGUGGCCCCGCCCCCGCCGGUGGUACACACCAUCCCCCCGGGGGCCGAGAGCUCCCUGGGCUGCGCCGUGUACGGCAUAGUGCUGCAGCCGGAUCCUGCCCUGCAGCAGCAGCAGCAGCAGCAGGCCCAGCAGCCGCAGCAAGCGCAGCCCCAAACGCAGGCGCCGCAGCCGCACCACGGGCAGCAGCAGCACGGCCAGCAGCAGCAUCCGGCGCAGGCGCAGCAGCCCUCCCUGCAGGUAGGGGGCGAGGGCGGGCACAAGUGCGGCGCUUGCGGCCACGACAUCUCCCACCUGGCCAACCCCCACGAGCACCAGUGCAUGGUGAGCCAAGACCGCUCGUUCCAGUGCACCCAGUGCCUGAAGAUCUUCCACCAGGCCACGGACCUGCUGGAGCACCAGUGCGUGCAGGUGGAGCAGAAGCCGUUUGUGUGCGGCGUCUGCAAGAUGGGAUUCUCCCUGCUCACCUCCCUGGCGCAGCACCACAACGCCCACAACAGCACCAACCCCAUGAAGUGCUCCAUCUGCGAGAAGACCUACCGGCCCGGAUCCGGCAACGCCACCCCGACCUCUAGUGCCAACCCCCAGCAGCCCUCCUCCGACGCGGCCACAGCCAGUGGCAGCGCCGCCGUGGGCACCUCCUCCCAGCCCACCUUCGAGCCGUCGGUGCCCGACCGGCCCUACAAGUGCUCGGUGUGUUCCAAGGGCUUCCGCCACCUGUCCGAGCUGACGCGCCACGAGCGCGUGCACACCGGGGAGAAGCCGUACAAGUGCGAGACGUGCGACAAGAGCUUCAGCCAAAUGUCUCACCUGCAGCACCACCACCGCACACACAGCUCCGAACGGCCGUACAAAUGCGCCGUAUGCGAGAAGACCUUUAAGCACCGCUCACACCUAGUCCGCCACAUGUAUGCCCAUUCCGGCGAGCACCUGUUUAAGUGCAACCUGUGCGAGCUGCACUUCAAAGAGUCAUCCGAGUUGCUCCACCACACAUGCCAGCCCCAAGGUGCACGACCAUUCCGCUGCGCAACGUGCGGGAAGGGCUUCAAGCGGCCGUCGGACCUUCGCCAGCACGAGCGCACGCACUCGGAGGAGCGACCUUACCACUGCGAGGACUGUCAGAUGAGCUUUAAGCAGCAGUACGCGUUGGUGCGCCACCGUCGCACGCACAAAGCCUCCGCCGAUCGCCCCUUCAAGUGCAACCUGUGCGACAAGGGCUUCCUGCAGCCCUCGCACCUUCUGUACCACCAGCACGUCCACGGCAUGGACAAUCUGUUCAAGUGUGCGUCGUGUGGGAAGGGCUUCAGCCAGUCGGGCGAGCUCUUGCGUCACAAGUGUGGCGAGGCCUCGUCGAGCAGUAACUCCGACAAGCCGUACAAGUGCGACGUGUGCGGGAAAGGUUACAAAAAAGCGGCGACGUUGCAGCGUCACCAGAACGCGCACUGUGCUGAGAAGCCUCUGAAGUGUUCGCUGUGCGACCGCAGAUUCCUCUCCUCCUCCGAGUUCGUGCAGCACCGCUGCGAUCCGUCCCGCGAGAAGCCGCUGAAGUGUCCUGACUGCGAAAAGCGCUUCAAGUACACCUCGGAGCUGGCACGACACAGGCGCGUGCACACGGGCGAGAAGCCCUAUAAGUGCUCAAGCUGCGAUAAGUGCUUCAAGCAGAGGGAACACCUGGCCAAGCACCAGAGCGUUCACGCUCGCGACGCCCAGUUCAAGUGCGUGUGGUGUGGAGAGCGCUUCGGUGACCUGGGGGCGCUGCAGGAGCACACGGUCCAGCACACCGCCGAGGGGGGCGGAUAUCCCGUCCCGUCCCUCAUCCAAUAGGGCCCACACACACACAUACCUUACCUUCCCCUUCCCAUCGACCCCAUCCCCGUGAGGGGAAUGGCCGAUGACAUAUUCCAGCCAGUGGGCGAAGGCCCCUUUCUGAUAUCCCAAAUCUCCAUUUAGUCCCCUUCUUACAUUGCUACACAGAACCCCUUACCCCUCAGAUAAGAUAAACUACCUGUACAUCAAGCAUCAAUAUGUGUGUGCGUGUGCGUGCGUGCGUGCAAAGAGAUUUUUUCGUGGAUGACGGAUGGUGCCACAAACUGAUUCGUUUUUUUUCCCUCCCUUUUUUGAACUUUUGAGGCCGUUGAAGACUCUCCCUCCCUGCAAUAUGCACAAACAUACAUGCAUACAAACACAAGCACACACAGACACACAUAAACACACACACACACACACACACACACACACACACACACACCUGCCCCCUUCCCAUUUAUGCUAAAAUACAUUCACUCGCCUGUUCCUUAUUCCUCAAACAUAAAUCACUCACCCCCAUCCUGUGCACACACACACACACAUACACAUACAUACACACACACACACACACACACGCACACACACACUCCAUGCUGAAGAGAUAUGUUACUCAGACUGACUGUCUCAUUUUGAGAUGAAGGAACAGGAAUGAGGAACGAUUCCCUUGUGGGCUCCAGUGAAACGGUUCUGUGGUGGUGGUGGGUGGGGGAUUCCGGCCUCUUAUCUCACACACAGACCCACCCCAACCCUCUUCUCACACCCACACACACACACACACUUGCAUAUGCACCACACCUGGCCACACAUGGUCCACAGGUCUAACCUGCCUCACUCACCCACUCUCUCACAAGUCUCUGUUCCCCCAGCUGUUACUGACCUGUUCCUCUUUGUGUGUGCGCGUGUGUGUGUGUGUGUUUGUGUGUGUGCGUGUGUAAAUGUCCACCUACAUAAGACUGCCUGUGAUAAUGACAACAGUAUUGGGUAUUUAGCUGUCCUCAAGCUGAGAAAGCCCAGAGCACCACUGUAAGUGAAAGCAUACUGUAUAAUUACUCCUGUGUGUGUGUGUAUGUUUGUGUGUGUGCGUGCGUGUAUGUGUGUGGUCGUUUGCGUGUCUGUGUGUGUGUGUGUGAGUGAGUGAGUGUGCGCACGUGUGUGCAUAUGUGUGAAAUUAACCUGUUUGCAGUUACUUGUUCCACAUACAACCCCAUAGUUAGUGUGAAAAUAUUUUAUAUAUAUUUUUGGUUUUGUUUGUUGACUCUUUUUAAACGAAAAAAAAAAAAAUCUUUAGGGGAAACAGAUGUUGUGCUGUCUUUUAACUAAUACACGUUAGUGAGCGUGUCAGUCUGUCUGUGCCCCAGUGUCCUCGGCGGCCGGGCGUCCCUACCAAGCUGUGCCCGCGCUGCCCCCGAUCUCGACCAGCCGCAGCAGCCCGCACUGCACCGGAUAACAUCACCACGGCGACGACCUGUGGUCUGUACUGUACCAGAGUACCCACCAGAGU
Molecule: messenger RNA, 3977 nt
Organism: Sardina pilchardus (European sardine)
Lineage: Eukaryota; Metazoa; Chordata; Actinopteri; Clupeiformes; Clupeidae
Gene: znf319b
Product: zinc finger protein 319b
Exons: 2
Coding region: 647-2494 (615 amino acids)
Biological process (GO): regulation of transcription by RNA polymerase II
Molecular function (GO): DNA-binding transcription factor activity, RNA polymerase II-specific; RNA polymerase II cis-regulatory region sequence-specific DNA binding
Source: RefSeq, a predicted model, not a curated record